CUGCAAGCUGCAUCACACACGUUUUCUCCGAGAGCCCCAUAUAUCUACGGCUGCCGUGGUGGCAAGUCGAACAGUUCGAGACAACUUCAGGGCGAGAGAGACACCACCGUCCACCCGGAUCCUGCCUACCUCCCCAACCAGCCUUUGACCGGGAUCACAAACCAGAAACCAGCAGGAGUGACUACGAUGGCUUUGAGGCUACACAGGGGCCCCAGAUGUGGAGAUGUUGGGUCAACUGUGGUGAGGGCAGUGGUCUGCCUGGCUCUGUGGACGUCAGUCCAGCAGGUCAGCGGCUCGUAUGUCACGGAGGAGAUGAACGCAACCAUCCAGAACCUCCUGGAGCACUAUAAUAUGUCAAAAGAUGACAUAUUUACCGGAAAUUCUGUCGUCUCCAGAGAUCCACUGACCACUGACAAAAUUGAUAUAAGUACAAAGAUGGUGUUCAUGGGGGGCGUUUUGGACACGUACGACGAGCUGGUCCAGAAAAUGCUGAACCACCUCCCGGCUCCCCGACCCCCCGCCGCCACGCCCACGGCCUCCGGCGCCAAAGGGUCAGAGGUCACCGGGGACACCAGGGAGAAUCUGACCAAAAUCCUGAAGAAUAUCAGGAACCUGAAGAAGUUCCACUAUCAGGAGCAGAUGAAGCUCGUGCACAGACUCCAGGAGCUCAAAGAGAUUAAGAUGGACAACCUGAAGGUCCAGCAGAAGCUGUUGUUCGAGCUGCCCUGGCUCUACGAUGAGGCCAGCUCGCUGGCCGACACCAUGAGGAGGAGGAGGAAGAGGAGGAGGCGGCAAGUGAAGGCCAUAGCCCACCGCUCAGGCUAG
Menidia menidia (Atlantic silverside) is the source of this 825-nucleotide messenger RNA. The record is from the annotation of a GenBank genome assembly. NCBI's taxonomy places the organism in Eukaryota, Metazoa, Chordata, Actinopteri, Atheriniformes, Atherinopsidae.